AUGGGAAACAGAUCCACCGUUUUGAUCAUGCUUCUUAUUCUUUGUCAUGGUGUAUCCAUGACAAUGGGAAUAUGUGAUGUAGAAGAUCAAGUAGAUAAUUCUUCAAAGUCAGACAAAUUGUUCUUGUUGGAAAAUUCGAAGAGUAUGGUGAAGACUGAUGCAGGAGAAAUGAGAGUUUUGGAGGGUUAUGGUGGUAGAAUUUCUGACAGACGUUUGCACAUUGGUUUCAUUGAUAUGGAACCAAACUCACUUUUUGUUCCUCAAUAUCUUGAUUCCACUCUCAUCUUAUUUGUCCUUUCAGGAGAAGCAAAGGUGGGAUUCUCGUAUGAAAAUAAAUUGGCGGAGAGGAAAUUGAAGAAGGGAGAUGUGUAUCAAAUUCCAGCUGGUUCUGCAUUCUAUUUGUCUAAUACUAAGGAUUCUAAAAAGCUUCAUAUUAUUUGCAGCAUUGACCCCUCUGAGAGUUUAGGACUGGGCAUUUUCCAGUCUUUCUAUAUUGGAGGAGGAUCCAAUCCAGUGUCAGUACUUUCCGGAUUCCAGCCUGAAGUCCUUGAAUCCGCUUUUAAUGUAUCGGAAUCAGAGUUGAAGAAACUUUUCACUCAACAACAUGAGGGUCCAAUUGUGCACGUAGGCCAUUCACAUUCCAAAGCCUCAAGCUUAUGGACCAAAUUCCUUCAACUAAAAGAGGAUGAAAAACUGCACCACAUGAAGAAAAUGAUGCAAGAUCAAGAAGAUGAAGUUGAUAUUGAAGAAGUAGAGAAAAAAGCAAGUUGGUCUUGGAGGAAGCUAUUGGAAUCUGUAUUUGGUGAUGAGAUAGAAAACAAGAAAAGAGACAAUGUUGCCCAUAAAUUACCUCAUUCUUGCAAUCUCUAUGACAGAAAACCAGAUUUCAAAAAUAGUUAUGGUUGGAGCGUUGCUCUAGACGGUUCCGAGUAUUCUCCUCUCAAAAGUUCCGGCAUUGGCAUUUAUCACGUCAAUCUCAAACCGGGAUCGAUGAUGACACCACAUGUAAAUCCAAGGGCAACCGAAUAUGGCAUAGUAGUAAAAGGUUCAGGUAGAAUUCAAAUAAUAUUUCCAAAUGGAACCAAUGCAAUGGACACAAGUAUAAAAGAAGGAGAUGUUUUCUUUGUACCAAGAUACUUUGCAUUCAGUCAAAUAGCAUCAAGUAGUGAACAACUAGAUUUCUUUGGAUUCACAACUUCUUCAAAGAAGAACAAGCCACAGUUUUUGGUAGGUUCUACAUCACUUAUGAAGACAUUGAUGGGACCUGAACUUGCAGCUGCUUUUGGUGUGAGUGAAGAUACAAUCAAAAACAUCCUUAAUGCACAACAUGAGGGUGUUAUAAUUCCUACACAAAGGGAUACACUUGUGGAAACGAAUUGUAAAAAGAAUGAGUUGAAUUUUUUGGAGAUGGUUCCUAAGAUAGAAACAAUCAUGACAUGA
Molecule: messenger RNA, 1440 nt
Organism: Trifolium pratense (red clover)
Lineage: Eukaryota; Viridiplantae; Streptophyta; Magnoliopsida; Fabales; Fabaceae
Product: vicilin-like seed storage protein At2g28490
Exons: 5
Coding region: 1-1440 (479 amino acids)
Source: RefSeq, a predicted model, not a curated record